AUGUACUCUAAAGUUGGCAGUUUAAAAGUUGCCAAACAUGUGUUUGAUCAAAUGCCUAAUAGAAAUCAAGCCUCUUGGGAUACUACAGUGUCUGGUUUUGUUGGAGCUGGUUUGCGUGUCAAAGGGAAAUGCCGAAACGAGCUUAUUGGGGGAUCUGCUGAAAAUGAAGAACCACAAGCAGCAGUAAAAGCUUACAAGUCAAUGAGGAAAGACGGGAUUUCUGUAAAUUACGUAACUAUAGUGAGUAUUCUUGGUUAUUGGUCGGCUCUUAAUGAUCUUGUGAAAGUCGGGGCACGCAUUAUUCUCAUGGGAUUUGGACAAGAUGAUUACGUGAAGAAUUCUCUUCUCACGAUGUACGCCAAAUGUGGUGACUUCGCUUCCAGUAGUUUUAUCUUUAACGAGUUUGCAAGUAAAACAGAUGUCUCAUGGAAUGUUAUGAUUGCUACUAAUGCUAAUCAAGACCUGCACGUUGCAAAUGCAGCCAUGGAUAUGUAUGGAAAAUGCGGAGAUAUGGUUGAUGUACUGAAAAUACUUGCUGAACCAACCAGCCGAUCAAGUUGGAUUAAGGUGAACAACAAGGUAAGUACAUUUGGAAUGGGAGACAAGUUUCACCCAGAGGCAGAUCAGAUUUAUGAGAAGCUGGCAGAUUUGAAGCAAAUAAUCAGAGAAACAUGA
Molecule: messenger RNA, 675 nt
Organism: Papaver somniferum (opium poppy)
Lineage: Eukaryota; Viridiplantae; Streptophyta; Magnoliopsida; Ranunculales; Papaveraceae
Product: putative pentatricopeptide repeat-containing protein At1g69350, mitochondrial
Exons: 4
Coding region: 1-675 (224 amino acids)
Biological process (GO): RNA modification
Molecular function (GO): RNA binding; protein binding
Source: RefSeq, a predicted model, not a curated record